Messenger RNA from Helianthus annuus (common sunflower), 1359 nucleotides. RefSeq lists its product as uncharacterized. The transcript has a single exon. Bases 1 to 1359 code for a protein of 452 amino acids. NCBI's taxonomy places the organism in Eukaryota, Viridiplantae, Streptophyta, Magnoliopsida, Asterales, Asteraceae. The record is from RefSeq and is a predicted model, not a curated record.
AUGUCGGCUGCGAAUGAUGAAACAUCACCAGGAACGGCUCCGAUAAAGGGUAUUGGGCUGAGGGUUACUAACAUUGAAGGCAAUUCUUUCGUGCCAAGGAGAGGUAUGUUCCAAACUACGAAUGCUUCGGUCAUUGAUGGACUUUUUGAGAUAUCAAAACCAGUGGAUUUCGAAUACAAAGGGGGUUACCCGGGGGAUGAUGGGACGGAUGUAAUGCAACCCCAUGCAAACCCUAGUAAUUCUGGUUCGGGGUCGGGGUCGUAUGCAUCAAAGGUUGCUUCGGUGAAACCUAGAAACAAGAUUAACUUAAGAUAUAUUGAAGACACUAAUCAGAUGGAAGAAGUGGAUGUCAUGAUUCCCAUGGAAUCGGUGAGGAAAGUUCAAGAUAGGUUUGCUAAUGUUCUGUUCGGCUAUUUUCUGGGUAAAAGGUUAGCGUUUCCAGUGGUUGAUUAUUAUGUCAGUAAUAAAUGGGAGAAGUAUGGCCUUCAAAAGUGCAUGAUGAACGGUAAAGGAUUCUUCUUUUUCAAAUUCGGUACAAGGGAAGGGAUGGAACAAGUGCUUCAAGAUAGGCCAUGGUUGAUUAGAAACAUCCCGAUUUUUCUUAAAUGUUGGUCACCGAACACUGAGUUGAAAAAGGAUGAGUUGAAGAAAAUACCUGUGUGGGUCAAAAUGCAUGAUGUUCCUCUAGCGGCAUACACGGAAGAUGGGCUGAGUCUGAUUGCCUCAAAGUUAGGGGAACCAAAGAUGCUUGAUAAUGAAACAGCUAAGAUGUGUGAAGAGUCAUGGGGUCGAAGUGGAUAUGCUAGAGCCAUAAUUGAAUUAAAUGCUGAUAAAGAGAUGAAAGAUGCUAUAAGUGUGGCUAUUCCGAAUGUAGAAGAAGGUGGAUUCUUAAAAAGCACUAUAAGGGUAGAGUAUGAAUGGAAACCUCCAAGGUGUUCUUCGUGUUUGGUCUUUGGUCAUAGUACUGAGUCGUGCCCUUCAAAGGUUACUGAACUAGCUCAGGGGGAUAAUAAAGGUAAAGAAAAGGUGGAUGACCAGGGAUAUAAGGAUGGAAACAAACGUAAGAAAGGGAAGAGGAAGCCGAUUCAGGUUAAAGAUAGCAAGAAAUUUGAAUAUAGACCGAAAGCGAGGGAGGACCAACAUGAAAAAUAUAAGCCAAGCACGUCUAGGGCCCCUCCAGUGAAAUUAACAAACUCUUUUGGUGCCCUCAGCAGCAAUGAGUCGGACGGAGACACUGAUCAAGAUGAGGUUCGAGUUGAGGAUGUGACCGAAACUAGUAAAUUUAUGGAGAACAAGACACAAGGAUCCGGUAACAACACAGGUGCAAGCACACCUGCUGAUAGGGUUAUCAAUGUUUAG